GCCAAGGCUGCGCGCGCCGAGGGCGCCGGCGGCCACGGCCCGGGCAAGGAGCACAGGAUCAUGGUGGGCAGCACUGACGACCCCAGCGUCUUCAGCCUGCCGGACUCCAAGCUCCCUGGGGACAAAGAGUUUGUAUCAUGGCAGCAGGAUUUGGAGGACUCCGUAAAGCCCACACAGCAGGCCCGGCCCACUGUUAUCCGCUGGUCUGAAGGAGGCAAGGAGGUCUUCAUCUCUGGGUCCUUCAACAAUUGGAGCACCAAGAUUCCACUGAUUAAGAGUCAUAAUGACUUUGUGGCCAUCCUGGACCUCCCUGAGGGAGAGCACCAGUACAAGUUCUUUGUGGAUGGACAGUGGGUUCAUGAUCCAUCAGAGCCUGUGGUUACCAGUCAGCUUGGCACGAUUAACAAUUUGAUCCAUGUCAAAAAAUCUGAUUUUGAGGUGUUUGAUGCUUUAAAACUAGAUUCAAUGGAAAGCUCCGAGACAUCUUGUCGAGACCUUUCCAGCUCACCCCCAGGGCCUUAUGGUCAAGAAAUGUAUGUGUUUCGAUCUGAGGAGAGAUUCAAAUCCCCACCUAUCUUGCCUCCUCACCUUCUCCAAGUUAUUCUUAACAAGGACACUAAUAUUUCUUGUGAUCCAGCCUUGCUCCCUGAGCCAAAUCAUGUUAUGCUGAACCAUCUCUAUGCAUUGUCCAUUAAGAUAAAGAAACUAAAGCUCAGAGAAGGUCAUAUUGCCAGACAGUGUGAUGGUCCUUAGUGCAACCCAUCGCUACAAGAAGAAGUAUGUCACUACUCUGCUGUACAAGCCCAUCUGAAGGAAUCCCUUCCUGCCUCCCAGGCUUCAGAAGCAUUUCCCUUGCCUUUCUGGACUGGACCAGUCUUACCUGAGACUGGAAGGCUGAUUUGCUUUGAGGCUGACCUGUGUUUCAGAGCCUCUGAGUAGGAUGCUCUGCUUUUGCAUUUGAUUGAAGAUGAGAGCUUUAUGAAUUCAUGGAAUUUAUUUUAAAAAGAAAAUUACAUAUAUAUAUAGGCGAGGAAGGUUAAUGGAAGCCUCCUAGCUAGAAGUAUUCUGUCUGUGGGGACUCACCAAGAACUGUUUGGGGAUGCUGCAGGAAGAACUUUCAUUAUAGGAAGCUUUCUUCCUAAAAUGAAUGAAGAGCAAACUCAGGAUCCUUGAUGGGGGGAGAGUCUCACUGCUACCUUGGCUUUCCAAGGGAUGGACUUGUGCCAUACUCGGCCCUACUCACAGCUGCCUCCUUGCAGGGGCAGCUUUUCUUGCAUGGGUUUUUUGUAUUCCCAGAGUAUGUGGCACAAUCUGCGUUGCUGGGUUUUUUUGUUUUGUGGUGUGCCUGAGGAUACAAUCUGUGUUUUUUAUAUAAUACCAGAUGCCCCACAAGAACCCUUUUUUCCUGUCAUUUCACAUUCUUGCUUUGAUAACAUUUUCAGAUCCUAUACCUGACUGUCCCCUAACACAAAAACUCAUUGGAUAAAUGACCCCUUUCAAAGGGUUUGUGAUAUCAGGCCCACCUCGAGACUAGAGCUGCCAGAAAGUCUUUUUUAACCCAGCACAGGCCCAGGCCACUUUGUUACCGCUUGUUCUAACUUCUACUAAGGAAAAUAUGGCUCAACAUUAUAAGAAAGGCAGGAAGCACUGGCCAGUGUGGCUAAGUGGUUACAGUAUUGGCCCACGUACCAAAGGGUUCAAUUUCCAGUCAAGGGCACGUUCCAGGGUUGCAGUUCAAUCCCUGGUCCCGACAGGUG
Miniopterus natalensis is the source of this 1757-nucleotide messenger RNA. It is a transcript of the gene PRKAB2, whose product is annotated as protein kinase AMP-activated non-catalytic subunit beta 2. Gene Ontology annotation, biological process: signal transduction. Gene Ontology annotation, cellular component: nucleotide-activated protein kinase complex; nucleus; cytoplasm. Lineage: Eukaryota; Metazoa; Chordata; Mammalia; Chiroptera; Miniopteridae. The record is from RefSeq and is a predicted model, not a curated record. Gene Ontology annotation, molecular function: protein kinase binding.